AUGAAAUUCCUCGCGGCUGUCUCUCUGAUCAUCAUUGCCGGCUGCGCGGAUGCUUUGAAGCCAGAGGGCAACCAAAGCGUGUGCGUCAGCAACCGAGGGAGGCCAUACGAUGAGUCUCAUUGUGAAUGGCCCGGGAAGCAAAGAGGUUGUGCUUGGAAGGAUGGCGAAUGUGUCUGUCAGAAUGGGGGGGUCUACUCUAAAACUGGCCGUCGCUGCUGGCCACCAGCUCUCACAGUGAUGCCAGCUACGACCACUGCAGCAACCCUCCCUUUAGCAUCCGCCGAUAACAGCAGUGUCUGUGUGUCCAACAAAGGGCUUCCGUAUGACCAGUCGCACUGCGAAUGGGUUGCAGCAGGACGUGGCUGCAUUUGGCAAGGCAGUAGAUGCAUUUGCAGGGACGGUGGGGUGUAUUCCAAGACCGGUCGACGCUGCUGGCCCCCUGAUCCAGCGACCCAGCGUAGCACAACUGCGACUACGACUCAGGAGCCAGGCCCUGCCGCACCUGAUAAAAAUGCAAGCACUUGUGUUUCAAAUCGUGGGCUGCCCUAUGAUCGCUCCAACUGCGACUGGUACGGAAA
Messenger RNA from Symbiodinium pilosum, 578 nucleotides. Lineage: Eukaryota; Dinophyceae; Suessiales; Symbiodiniaceae. The record is from the annotation of a GenBank genome assembly.